Messenger RNA from Penicillium olsonii, 1641 nucleotides. The record is from the annotation of a GenBank genome assembly. NCBI's taxonomy places the organism in Eukaryota, Fungi, Ascomycota, Eurotiomycetes, Eurotiales, Aspergillaceae.
AUGGGUCACCUGACCAGGCCGAAGACCCCGAGACGACCGGGGUUGCGCCGGACCACCUGCUUCCGCACCACCUAUCAUCUUUCUUUCAUCAAUUUGUCAUUGCAUUCGUCACGGCUAUACAUAUUUGUUACGAUGGCUGAUCAAUCCCAGCGCGAGAGGUCUCGUUCCCCUCGCCGCCGUCCUUCUCGCAGUCCUCCCCGUCGUGCCCGUCGCUCGUACUCCCCACGCAGUCGCUCCCGCAGCCGUGACCGCGGUGACCGUGCUGAACGCGUUGACCGCGUUGAACCCCGUGAACGCGACGAAUACCGUCGCCCCGAUCGCCGCUCGCGAUCCCCUGUGAGUGCUUCAGGCGCCGCCGGACCUUCCGCCUCUCCCUACGGCGGACGCAGUGGAUACCCCCCUGCUCGAUCGGAAGAACGCACCGUUGCAAAGGAAAAUAUGAUGCAAACCGUUCGCGAUACAUCUCAACAAGACCGUCGGGUCUACGUCGGCAAUCUAUCCUACGAUGUCAAGUGGCAUCACCUUAAAGACUUUAUGAGACAGGCUGGAGAAGUUCUCUUUGCCGAUGUUUUACUUCUUCCUAACGGAAUGUCGAAGGUGGGCGUCAAUACGAUUGUGGAAUACGCCACCAGAGAUCAAGCACAAAACGCCGUCAACACGCUUAGCAACCAGAGCCUGAUGGGUCGUCUGGUUUACGUUCGCGAGGACCGUGAAGCCGAACCCCGUUUCGUCGGUGGACCUCCUCGUGGAGACUUCGGCCCUGGUGCCCGAGGCGGUUUCGGUGGUGGCUUCGGUGGCCACCCCGGUGCUGCUGGUCGCCAAAUCUAUGUCUCAAACCUUCCAUUCAACGUUGGCUGGCAAGACCUGAAGGAUCUGUUCCGUCAAGCUGCCCAGCAAGGUGCCGUCAUCCGCGCUGACGUGCACACCGACGCUACUGGACGCCCCAAGGGCUCUGGUAUUGUUGCUUUCGAGUCGCCUGAUGAUGCCCGAAACGCUAUUGCGCAGUUCAACGGCUAUGACUGGCAGGGUCGCCCCCUGGAAGUUCGUGAGGAUCGAUUCGCUGGAGGUGCUGGCUUCGGCGGCGGCCGCGGUGGCUUCGGCGGUCCCAUGGGAGGCCGCGGCGGUUUCGGUGGACCCAUGGGAGGUCGUGGUGGCUUUGCAGGCCGUGGUGGCUUUGGCGGUGGCUUCGGCGGCCGUGGUGGAUUCGGUGGUCCUGGCGGCCCUGGUGGCUACCCCGGCGGUGGAUUCGACCAGGGUCCCCCCGUUCCUGCAGGCCCCCCUAACCCUUUCACCGACUAUGCCACCUCCAACGGCGAGAAGAGUGCUGUGAUUUACGUUCGCAACCUUCCCUGGUCGACAUGUAACGACGACUUGGUAGAUCUGUUCGCUACCAUCGGCAAGGUCGAGCGUGCCGAGAUCCAGUACGAGCCAAAUGGCCGCUCCCGUGGCACCGGUGUCGUCCAAUUCGACGCUCCCGACACUGCGGAUACCGCUAUUUCCAAGUUCAGCGGUUACCAGUACGGUGGCCGUCCUCUCGGCAUUACUUUCGUCAAAUACAUGAACGCUGGCGCCCCUCACAACAGCGACAUCAUGAUGGAAGGUCAAGAGCCCACCGGUCUGACCCAGGACCAGAUCAUGUAA